CUGCAGUUCUGGAGUGACGGAUGUGGCUCUGUUCAAGUAAUGAUCCCCUAGAAGGGAAUAGUUUUCCUCUGAAAGUCCAGUGGUGAUGUAGAUGGGUCCGGUCUCCCGCCUCUGGGAAUUCAGUGGAGAAAAGCUGCUUUGGUGUUCUGAGUCUCCAGAGAUAAACAUGUUUAAAUGCUUGGCUCCUCCCCCUCAGUGGUGCAUCUCACAAUGGGAUGAUGUAAUUUCAUCAGUCAUGUAAUGAGACUCAGUGGCCCAUUAACAGAAGAUAUCCCUCUGGGGGGAGGAUGAGUUGUGGAAGAGAUAAAGAAAACUGCCCCACCUAGUUUCAAUAGAUAGUAACAGAAUACAUACUUUUGGUUACAUCUUGCAUUGCAACUCAAGACACUAAAAGUGGUGUAAUAUAUUACUGUCAAAAGGCAAUAACACCUGAUGGUUUUUGUCUGACACUUAUUGGGGUUAAGUAGUUUCUGAGUUGGUUUUAAAGAAAUAAGUUAGUUGCUAUUAUAAGUCAGAGAUUUUUUUGUGUCUUUUCCCAUAAGUGAGAUGUAUUAUUGCACACUUGGAGUACCCUAUGAUUAAAUUUGUGAAAGAAAACUUAAGAUUACUAGGUUUAUAGAGAAUAUGUAUUUACUUUGCUAAAAGAGUAGUCAACUGUAAUUCUUAAUAAAAUGUGUUAUUCUUCCAGCAGACCCCUGGAAGUCUGAAGGAUGGAGGUAGAGGAGAGCCAAGCGCAGUCCCUGAAUGAGAUGCCACAGCCCAGCUGUGCUAGCGGUGCCAGCUGGCAGCUCACCGACACCACCCGGCUGCAGCACUUCCUCUGCUUUGGGUCCGAGGGCAGCACUUAUCAUGUCAAGGAGCAGAAGCUGGGCUUUGAAAAUGCAGAAGCUUUGCUAAGGCUGAUUGAAGAGGGCAGAGGCUGCGAAGUUGUUGAAGAAAUAAAAGCAUUUAGUCAAGAGGGCAGAGCAGCAAAACAGGAGCCCCUGCUCUUUGCCCUUGCAGUUUGCUCACAGUGUUCUGAUGCUAAAACAAAACAAGCAGCAUUUAAAGCUGUCCCUGAGGUGUGUUGCAUACCAACCCAUCUCUUUACUUUCAUCCAGUUUAAAAAAGAUCUGAAGGAGGGCAUGAAAUGUGGCAUGUGGGGCCGUGCUUUGAGGAAAGCUGUUGCAGAUUGGUACAAUGGAAAAAAUGGCAUGGCUCUUGCUUUAGCAGUUACAAAAAAUAAGCAAAGAAGUGGUUGGUCUCAUAAAGAUCUUCUGAGAUUGUCCCACCUAAAACCUGCCAGUGAAGGAAUUGCAAUAGUCACUAAGUAUAUUACCAAGGGGUGGAAAGAUGUCGAAGAAGCUUAUAAACAGAAAGCAGUUUCUGCUGAGACUGAAAAACUCUUGAAGUAUCUGGAAGCUGUGGAGAAAGUAAAACACACAAAAGAUGAAUUGGAAAUUAUUCAUUUGAUAGAGGAAUAUGGUCUAGUUAGAGAGCAUCUCCUAACAAACCAUCUGAAAUCUAAAGAGGUCUGGAAGGCAUUACUCAAGGAGAUGCCUAUAUCUGUAUUAUUGAGAAAUUUAGGAAAGCUGGCAGCAAAUUCAGUGCUUGAACCACGAGGUUCAGAAGUGGCAAUAGGUAGAAUACAUCCCUUCCAUAUUUUGGUUGCAUUAGAAACCUAUAAAGCUGGACAUGGACACAGAGGGAAGCUUUGGUGGCGUCCUGAUGAAGACAUUUUAGAAGCCUUAGAUGCCUCAUUUUACAAAGCUUUCAAGACAUUGGAACCAACAGGAAAACGCUUUGUAAUUGCAGUUGAUGUCAGUGCAUCAAUGACACAAAAGGUCUUGGGCAGCGUGCUCAAUGCCAGCACAGUUGCAGCAGUAAUGUGUAUGGUUGUAGCACGGACUGAGAAGGAUUCCCAAAUUGUUGCCUUUUCACACGAAAUUGUCCCUUGUCCAGUGACAGCUGACAUGACCUUGCCUCAAGUUUUAGUGAAAAUGUAUGAAAUUCCAGUGGGUACCACUGAUUGUUCCCUUCCAAUGAUAUGGGCUCAAAAAACUCAGACACCUGCUGAUGUCUUCAUUGUAUUUACUGAUAAUGAGACCUUUGCUGGGAGUACUCCUCCUGCAAUGGCCCUUACAGAGUACAGAGAGAAAAUGGGUAUUCCUGCUAAGCUGGUUGUUUGUGGAAUGACCUCCCGUGGUUUUACGAUUGCGGGCACGGAUGACAGAGGCAUGUUGGAUAUCUGUGGCUUCGAUACAGGAGCUUUGGAUGUCAUUCGAAACUUCACUUUGGAUUUGAUUUAAGUUUUUCAGGCAUCUGCUCUUCCCAGUGGGUCCAUUGCUGGCAACAGACUUCACUCUGGGAACUCCCAGCCAAAUAUACUUUAUUAGCUUAUGGCAUAUUGUAUACAUAUCAGAAUGUUACAGGAGGUGGUGGCACUUCAAGUAUUUCUGACUAGAGCUUCUCACUAAGGUGUUUGUAAGGUUGAACAGAACUUCAGUCUCAUGCAAAUCUAACAUUCAGAGAAACCCAGCACUUGUAUGUCUGGUCUCAAACUGUCAGUAGUAGCCAGUGAUCCCCUGCCACUGAGGGUGGCAGCCACAUGUCACCACUGUCAUCCUGGGACCUGGCACCAUACAGCAACACAGUGCACAUUUGGAUACUCAUGGUAAUGGCUGGCAGUGCAGUCACAUCACCCUUCAGAGUCUUGCAGCACAGCUCGCAGCCCUGCUCCGUGCCCCUUCAGAAUGGCAUCUCCACUCCUCAGCCACCUUGUAUCCAGCACACUCAUUUUCCCAAGGCAGCUGGUUUCUUCCUAUACACACACUCAAAACUCCAAUUGGACUUAAUUCCCUGACCAGCCUGUGCUCUAUGUGAGGUGGAAUGCCGAAGAGUGUCAUCUCUUGUGUGAUAUCCACAGUAACUGUGCUCUGAGUCUAUGGGCCAGCAACAGCCAGUCUGGAUCUGUCCCAGGGGGUAAGCAGGACCCUCUGUUAUGAUGGGAUGAUGGCAGGACCACAGUGUACUUAACAAGCUCUUGGUCCCUGAGCUUCACCGAAGUCUUCCUGGCUAGGAACACAUGAAUUAUCCCAUCCCUGUUGUCCUCAAGCUCCACAGCACCCACUGCCUUGGCGAGAAGGGAGGCUUUGCCUGGGCCCAAGGAAGACACCAUCACAGCAAACACUUUGUGUCAGCAUGCUGGAACCUGCUCUUGCUCUUCACCAGUGCUGGAAUUAGCCCAGACCCCAGCUUGGCCACAUCCGGUUCCUCAAAGUAAGUGAAGAGGGCCACAUUAUUGUCCAGCUCCUCACAGACUUUGGAGUUCUUGUGCUACAGGUACCCCUGCUGCAGCAGCAGGCCCAGCACCUGCUGAGGACAUACUGCCUUCAUCAGCCACAGGAGCAGGGGGUUGUACUACAGGAUGUCCAGCUCCUUGUCCCCCAGGACUUCAGCAGCAGCAGUGAUCAGCAGUGCCAGAAAGCAGGUGGGUCACCUCCAGGGCCCUGAGCACCACCUCGGAGUCAAAGAGGGUGUAGGGCAAGCUGAGGAGCCCCAGAGGCCAGACUUUGGCCUUUUAGGAUUCAUUCAAGCCUGAAUGAAAAGGGGUCCAGGAAGGCUGGACGUUCUUGAAGGAUGUUAGAUUAUGCAGAAAGGUUAGAAAAGUGAUACCUGAGCUAGAAAUUAAUUUGGCCACUGCUGUAAUAGAUAACAAAAAGUGUUAUCUGUAUUUUACAAAUACAUCAGCUACAAAAGGAGGGCCUAGGGGAGGAUCUCCAUCCUUUAAAGCACAUGAGGGAAAGCAUUGCCACAAAGGGUGAGAAAAAUGCAGAUGUACAAAGAAGGCAUUCUUUGCCUCAGUCUUUAAUAGUCAGACCAGUCCUUGGGAAGACAGAGACAGGAACAAAAUGAAGUCCAUGUAAUUCAGGAGGGAACAGUGACCUACUGCUCCACUUAGAUGUUCAAAAGUCCGUGAGGUUGGAUGGAAUCCACCCAAGCCACUCUCCACAAUUUAUCAUCAAUCCUGGCUAACCAGGGAGGUCUCAAGAUGACUGGAGAUUGGCCACUGUGGCACCCAUUGAGCAGAAGGGCCAGAAUCAGGAUCCAGAAAACCACGGGCCUGUCAGCCUGACCUUGAUACCGGGGAAGGUUAUGGAACAGAUCAUCUUGAUCACACAAGCAUAUGCAGGACAGCGAGGGAUCAGACCCAGCCAGCAUGGCUUUAUGAAAGGCAGGUUCUGCCUGAUCAACCUGAUCUUCUAUGAAUGGUGACCUCCCUAGUGGAUGAGGUAAAGGCUGUGGUCUGCCUGGACUUCAGCAAGGCCUUGGACACUGUUUCUCACAGCAUUCUCCUGGAGAAGCUAGGAGCCUAUGGCUUGGACAGGUGCACUGUUUGCUGGGUGAAAAACUGGCUGGAUGGCUGGUUCCAGAGAGUGGUGGUGACUGAGUAACAUCCUGCUGCUGGCUGGUCACCAGUGGUGUUCUCCGGGGCUCACUGUUGGGGCCAGUCCUGCUGAGUACCUUUAUGGCUGAUCUGGACAACGGGAUCAAGGGCACCCUCAGUCAGUUAGCAGAUGACACCAGGUUGAGCCAAAGAGUUGAUCUGCUGGAUGGCAAGAAGGCUCUGCAGAGGGAUCUGAACAGACUGGAUCCAUGGGGCAAAUUGUGUGGGGUUCAACAAAGCCAAGUGCUGGGUCCUGCCUUUGGGUCACAACAAACCCAUGUAAUGCUUCAGGCUGAGGCAGACUGGCUGGAAAGCUGCCCAGUGGAAAAGUACCUGGGGAUGCUGGUCAGAGUGGGUGAAUAAGAGCUAGCUAUGCCCAGGUGGGCAAGAAGGCCAAAGGGCAUCCUGGCUUGGAUCAGAAGGAGUGUCAACAGGACUAGGGAAGAGAUUGUUCCUCUGUACUUGGCACUGCUGAGCCUUACCCUCAAAUCCUGUUUGCAGCCAAGCAUUGGAACAGGCUGCCCGGGGAAGUGGCAGAAUCAUCAUCACUGGAAGUGCUCCAAAACCAUGUGGAUCUCGUGGGACAUGGCUCAGUGGUGGACCUGGCAUUGUUGGGUAGAUGAUUGGACUCGAUCUUAAGAGCUCUUUUCCAACCCUCAUGAUUUUGUGAUUCGUUACCUUUUUGUAAAGGGAAAACAAGAAAAGCAGAUGAGGAAUCUCUUGUACAUUUUCUGUUGCACACAAUUUAAAAUAACAGUGAGAAGUUUGCUAAAAGUGGUUACAGGGUUACAUAGUAUAUAACUUAAUUUCAUUUAUAGUAGGUCAUAAAUACGGAGAUAUUUUUAAUUUCCCCCAUUGCUGUGGAAUGCUUAUUUGCAAGAAUAAAUUCAUUAAUUACUUUUAGCAUGGGGCUGGAAACAAAUGGGCUUAGAAUUUUUAAUAAUGCAAAUUUAAGAGCAACUUCAUUGAGAGGGACUUUUCUUUGGGCUUUUUUAAAUCUUUGUAUUUUAUUUGUUACUAAUGUUCAAUGGUUUCCAUGAUUACAGUUAAAAUCUACAAAUGAAGUUUUUUUCUGGUAUGUAUUGAGACCAUGUGACUGUGAUACAGUGUAAAAGUCACCCAGGGACAUUUUAUACUGAUAUAACUGAAAGUGCAAGACUUUAUGCUAACCUUUUUCUCUCUGGAUUAUCAUCUGGGUUUUCAGGAGGAAAUAGCUCUAGCUAAAUUGAGGGGCAGUUUCUGCACAGUACCAUUUCAGAAGCACUAGUUUAAAAUUAAAACACUUUCCAGGAAAUUCUAAAAACUGUUUUUAGUAGAAAAGGACCUUGGAAAUGACUAGGAUGUCACAUUCAGUCCUUGUCACGACUUCAAGAAGCAUUAGCACACCUUCAGUGAGCAAGAUCAACAAGUGCAUGUUUGUCUUGGCCUGCUCACCAAAGCUGAGUGGGAAUACCAGAAACAAAAAGUUACAUUUUUUUUCCAAAAGUAUGUAUACAAUGACGCAGAAACAAAUCUUCCUAACAGGAGAGUAUUUAAUUUUUUUAAAUCUUUUCGUAGAUUAGUGUUACUUCUGUUUUCAUAAAUUAAUUCAAUAUAACAUAUUUCAAAACUACCUCCAGUUUAUAGUGACCAAUUCUUAAAAACUUUAAUGAACUGUACAGUUGUCUCCUUCAUAUUCACAAAAUCUUGUUUAGGAAGUGAUUGAAACUGGAUUCUUUAUUUUUAAUUUUUUAUUUUUAGUCUGAUAGUAAGAGUGUGACAAGAAGACAGUGAAUAUUCUACUACUUUGGAACAGAAAUUGAUAGCAAUUUGUGUGUAUAUGUAUUUAAUUGUGUGUUUUCUAUAUGUGUGUAUGGGGGGAAGUUAAAAGAUCUCUUUAGUAGAUCAGUCUUAAAAGAUUUAAAAGGUUUUUAGUGAUGCUUUUAGGAUUUCCUCUAAAACAUAUGUAUUUCAGCCUCUUUUAUGCUGACUGUUUUAAACAGUGAAUUUGAUGGUAAUUUGAAAAUAAUUAUGAUUUAUAAAAAUAUCAUGUUUACCCAUAAUGGUAAAUUACAUGUAAGACCAUAUUUUUCUGCAUAAAACCCAGGCUUUUAAAUGUAAAAUUGAAGUUCCUACUAUACUUUUGGUACGUGUAACACUUUUCAUUAUGCCUCAUUCCUAUUGAUUAUAAAUUCAAAGCUUGCAUUCUGUAGCCAGGAUAUCUCUUUUGGUGCUAAAAUAGGAUGUUACAUGUUAAUGAGGGUAUUCUGCUACUUACUCUCUCCCUUAAUGCAUAAUCAAUCCAGUGAGGGAAGCCUUUCCUGAUAUAAAAUAGGGCUUAAAGAACUGCUGGGUAGAGUGUUGCCUUUCAGCCAACAUGCGUGUAAGUCACUACUGAAUUAUCACUACUCUCACAAAACAGCUCUGACAGAAUGCUUGGAGAACAUAGGACUGCUACCAGCUCCUCAGGUGAGUUCUAGAACAAACCAAGUGCUCCUGCAAAAGCUAAGACAUAGCACUUUUGGGUUUGUAAAAAGAAAAUCAGCCAUUUCUCACGAAAAAUUGUGUAUAAUUUUUAGCGUCUAAUCAAAACACCAUGAAUAUGGGGAGUAAACUAAUUUGCUCAAUACAUGUUAAUAAUUAUUUCAAGUAAAGGCACUGAUGUUUUGGGGUUGGGUUUGGUAGUAAUGCAUUUUAAAUGAUGCAGAAGUCAAACAUCUGAUUAGGUGUUCUAAGCUAAUGUCAAAAAUAACUGAUUGAUGAGUAUCUUUUGCAAGUACUUUUUCUUAUUUGGAGUAGUAUUUGUGAAGUAAUAGGAAAUAUUUUGGACUAAAUAUAAAAUGAAAACUUAAAACCGGUGUUUCAAGUAACUUUCAAGUAAAUUUAUUGCAUAUAAAAAUUAAGAAUAGUUACUAACAGAUUGAGUGUAUGGUUACAGUGGUGUUGCAUCUUUGGAAGCACUCCAGAAUGCAAUUCCUUUAAAUUGAGUGUGGAAUUAAGGAUGAACUUUUCAGUAGGACUGAUAGAAAUUGUAGGUCCCUGUAUCUGUUGGCACUGGGAUAGCUGUGACCAAUGCUUAAGAGUUAGUCAUCCCUGCUGGGGUACAGAAUAUGCUCCUAAACAUUUAUGGCAUUUCUGGACUAAAAACCUUGUCAGUGGUUUAUGUGAUGUAAAACCAGCACUUACAAGGCCACGUUGCCAUCUGCUCCUCUUACACAGAGAGGGGAAACUGAAGUUGAUGCUGACAGCUGUAAUGUUAAAAUAUGUGGACCUUUGUUUCUGGGGGUCUGUUUUUGGUUUUGUUAUUCUCUUUUAGUAAGGGGCAUUGAAGAAUGAUGCUGCAUAUUCCUUCUCCAUAGACUGGAUCUUUUUUAUCCGCCCAUACACUGAAUUUUAGGAGACAGCAUGACUCAUUUGCCAUAACAUGCAUUUGUCCUCUUUCUAGUCCUUAGUUACUAAACUGGUAAUUUCCAAAAUCACAUCUAGACUUGUAAAGAGGCAAUAAUAACUGUAAUGCUUCAAAAAUAAUUUAAAAAGCGAGCUAAGACAAAAUUGCUAAGCUUAAGCUUUACCCCUUAACAAUUCUGGAGCAUUAGACUAUGGUGUUGAAGACUGUAAUGUUCAGGCACUUUGUCUUUAAAGAAGAAGAAAAGCAUGUUGUGCCUGGAAGCACAGCAGAAAUGAAACAUUCUUCUGUAAGGAAUGAACAUCAGAGGUCAGGUUUUUUCAUGGAAGGGACACAGUCAACGAUGUGGAGAGGGCAGGAGACUCAAGUUUUUUAAAAUAAUGCAGUGAGCACAUCAUCACUGUGUAAUAAAUUCAAUAAUGACAUUAUUAAUUUUGCCAAGAAAUAGAAUUUCAUGUCUGGAAUUUUAGACCUGGAUCAAGGACUAGGAGAUUUUAGGAGUUUGUAGUGUUAGAUUGCAGUCCUCUGUGUUUCAAAAAAGAAGUCUAAGGGUAGGUGUAGUUCUGAGGUCAUCAGGGCCAGUCUAAAUGCCCACUGUGUGAGGGCUGCUAAUAACUGGCACUAAAAUACCUUCCUGCUUUAACACCACUCUUAAACCUGUUCAUAAGUCUUAAGGGGGUUUAUGUUGUUCUUUUACAUUGCUGUUGUUAACUGGUGCCCAUAAAUGGGUAUGGCUUUAAAAGGCUGUUCAACAGUUCUUGGCUUAAAAACACACCAGCAGUUUGGGAAAUGUGUUUUAAUAAUGUUGCUGUAGUGUAAAAACACUAUUAAACUAUUUGUCUGCAUUUCAAAUACUGCUUAACCCUGUCCCAAUCUCACAGGCACCAUAACAGAAGCUUUAGUUUUGGUUCCAUUUGUUUCUUCUUCUUUUGCUGUACCCUUUUCUCUGUUAGUGUUGGGGUUUUUUCUCCUUUUCCAUCUUGUCACCUCAGGCCUAUACUUGAAUCUUUUUUCACAAGCUCUCAUCCAUUCCUUUUUUAGUUUUUGCCUCUGUUCUUAUGUCUUCUUGCUAUCUUGCUUGUCUUGCUGUCACUGAGUAUAGUUCCCUGCACCAGAACUGAUGGCACAGUAUUUACCAUUUUAAGUGAUUAAUAUUUUUUUCUGUUCUUUAAUUAUAUAAAUCUCUUACAAAACAUCUGAUUUGCUGUAUCUGACAGAUUUUUGUCAAAACUCUGUGUAAAAAUCAGUGACAAAAGUAUACUUUAUUACAAAAAAUCCAACAUCUGCCUGUGAAUGGCUUUAUAUGAAAACAGUAGCCUCUUAAAAUUCACUUUUCAAAUUGGCUUUCCAAAUGUAAAGUUUUUUUCUAGAAUUAGUUCAGUGAUUUCAAAAUUUUCAUUCUUUUAAACAGUAUCAAGCUGCUGUCAUGCAGAAUUAGGAAAACAUUUAAAUUAAUAUUCUGGACAAACAGGCAGCUUCUCUGCAGUAUUGACAAGAUAAAGUCUUCAAAGAAUAGACUAUAGAAGUAAACCUAAGUAAAGAAUCAUUUGUCUUCUGGUUUUAAUCCUUUCCUUCAGUUUCUGUGAAAUCCCACCAUUUUCUAGGUUUAUUUCGCUGUCUGCAGUGGUUUGGAGUGCUUAGAUAUGCUGUAAGCAGCUGUUCUAAUGACUUUCUUGCUGGAAUGGCAGAGAUUUCAUCUUACCAUGACACAAUGGAGUGUACAAAUGGCUGAGCUAGAGUUCUGGGGAAAAGGUAAAACACUGACCAGGACACUGUUUUAUGGAUAUGCUGCUCUGAGGGAAAUCAUAAAAGAUUAGCUAAUUUCAGCAGAAGGUAUGGUGUCUUUAAAUAUGUGUGCUUGCAUAUCUGGAUUUAUGAUUUUGAUACUGUAAAUCAUGGCUUCUUUAGGUAUUUCUAUAUUCUGAAUUUAAGUUUAAAUAUAUAUAUAUAUAUAUGUGCAUAUAUAUAUAUAUAUGGUAUGAUGAGAACUUUAACAAAUACUUCAUUAACAAAUAGUGAAUAUGAAUUGUUGUUUACCUAAUGUUACCAACUUGAGACUUAAGCACAACUAGUUACAAAUAAAAUGUCUUUUCAUUUUCCUGUAAAAGUGUAGUUCUACUUUUAAAAAUAAUUCUGUAUUUAAAAAGCAACACAUGGGCACAUUCACAGCUCUGUGUGCUUCAUUAAAUAACUCAGUGUUUGUUUUCAGCUUCUGCUUCUUAGAAGCGUGGGAUUUAAGAUGGAUGAGCAGGUAUCCAGAUUUUCUAGUGGAUAUAUUUUAAUAUUUAGAUCCCAGGACAAGCAUAUUUUAAGAUAAACAGCUUUUUCCUGGAGACAAUGCUGGGGGGAAGAAAAAAGGAAAUUUUUAAUUACUAUUCUUGAGGUUCUUCAUUUUGGUUGAUUUUUUUUUUUUUUCCCCUAAAGUAGUACCACACUUUAACUGCCAUAUCAUGUUUAAUUAACUUAAGCAUAACAUGGCUUUGUACCAUCCAGUAACAAAGGCACUGUCUUGCUGCUACUUUCUGUGAAAUUGUACACAGUGAUGGGGAGCCUUAAUGUGGUUAAAAAGAAAUAAAAUUAACCCUUUGGGUGCCUUAAGCUAGACACUAUUUAAUGAUGGGGCACUCGCAUCUGCAGGCAUACUGCUUGUUUCAACAGCUGCAAGAGAAUUUGCCUUAAGUGACAAUGCCCUGGGAUGUCCAGAACUUGGAACUCAGAGGGUUAUUUCAGACUACUGGCUAAAUAAACAAGCCUCUAAACAGGGAACAAAAUGAAAAGGUGUUUGAAAAAUUCCUUUGCAUACUACUGUUACUAUUUUUACAUGAUGGGUUUAUCAGCUUUGGGGACAAAAUUAUUGUUAAGCUUCUGGUAAAAACAUCACUGGCUGAAGAAUUCUACACAGAGAAAAAGGAUACUUGCUAUUCUUAUAUGACUGUAUGUGCAAAAUAAAUUGCUUUAUUAAGUGUAAAUUCAGAGAGAGAUGCACAUUUGUAUGUUUACCUUGAUGACUGUGUCUUAGCACCAUACAGUAACCUGCAAUACUUAAAAUGAAACAAGGUCAGUGCGUUGAAUUAGCUGAUUACAUAUUAAAGAUGUACCAUGCAGACAACUGCAUACUAAAGACUUUCUACAAAUGAUGCAGUUUACAUUUAGUUCAAACCUGCAUCACAAAAACAAAGCUGUCGAGUUUAAAUUAUACUCUUUUUGUCCUAGUUAGCUGAAAUUAAAGAUUGAUGUUUUUUUCCCUUGAGGGGGAAAAAGUAGUUUAGGUACAUGGAAUACUGAAAGCAAUGGAAAUAAUAGGAGUCUUAAUUCACAAAAAGUGAGUAAAAAAUUGACUAAUGUUUUUAUUCCAAUAUGUGAACCUUUAGUUGUGUAAUGGUCCCUUUAACUGAAGGAUGGAAUAUAAUUUUCUACUUGCAUAUGAAUUUCUUUAAAAUAACCAAGAGUCUUGGCAUUACCUGGUCUGGCUUUGGAUGUACACUGUACAGAAAAUAUGGAAUUUUAGUAAUUUCUUUUAGACAUAUAACUGAAAGUUAAAAUGGCUAGUAAACUGCAUUCUGACUGUAGAAUUUAAGUACUAAAUAAACUCUAUGCAUAUUAGACCCAC
This is a messenger RNA of Cyanistes caeruleus (blue tit), 11421 nucleotides long. The record is from RefSeq and is a predicted model, not a curated record. Lineage: Eukaryota; Metazoa; Chordata; Aves; Passeriformes; Paridae.